Messenger RNA from Bacidia gigantensis, 666 nucleotides. RefSeq lists its product as uncharacterized. The transcript is spliced from 3 exons. Bases 1 to 666 code for a protein of 221 amino acids. Gene Ontology annotation, cellular component: cytoplasm. The record is from RefSeq and is a predicted model, not a curated record. Lineage: Eukaryota; Fungi; Ascomycota; Lecanoromycetes; Lecanorales; Ramalinaceae.
AUGAAGAUGAAUGGUAAGAUACAGUAUGCUGUCGAAACCUUGUUUGACCUCGUUCAUCUGCCAGGGCAGCGACGAAAACAGAUAGAACACGACUUUCCGAAGCAGAAUCUUACAAGAAUCACAGUGCUCAAGCCUACCAACCAGGCACUAGCGAAACAUCUCUUGGGUUCUUCAUCUCCCUACUACGCAGACCGUAUGUUCACCGACACAUAUGCCACAGAUUCCUACCAGAAUGUGCUUCUUUCUCUCAUCUCAUUUCGAAAACAAACUUCAAAGUACCCCGCCCAUAUAACAAUCAUUUCCCAUGACUUCAAGAAAAGCAGAUUCCUGGACCUCCAUCUCAAAGCUAUCAAAUGGCCCAGAGAGCGGGUGUCGUAUAUAGGUAUUGACCCACCAGAAGAAAUCAGCUCGAGAGGGGAAUUAGAUAUCAAUGAGGCAGAGGCUGUUGGCGCGUGGGAGAGGGAUCUGUAUGGUGUUGGCACGGAGCUGGCGGGGAAAAGGCGGAAAAGGGGAUGGAAGGAUGAUCUGGUUAGCCAGUUGUGUGCAGAAGGGGGUGGCAAUGCUUUGGAGGUGGAGGUCUGUAAGCUGUUGGGUUGGGGAGGGGGCAGAGACGGGACAAUGGUAUUUCCAGAGACAUUACCUUGGGAAAAGAUGGCUAGAGAGUGA